Molecule: messenger RNA, 3570 nt
Organism: Pteropus alecto (black flying fox)
Lineage: Eukaryota; Metazoa; Chordata; Mammalia; Chiroptera; Pteropodidae
Gene: MGRN1
Product: mahogunin ring finger 1
Exons: 18
Coding region: 175-1827 (550 amino acids)
Biological process (GO): protein ubiquitination; negative regulation of G protein-coupled receptor signaling pathway; endosome to lysosome transport
Cellular component (GO): cytoplasm; nucleus; plasma membrane
Molecular function (GO): ubiquitin protein ligase activity
Source: RefSeq, a predicted model, not a curated record
GAGGGCCGUUGUGGUGUCGAGCCCCGGGGCCGAGCCGGGGGUGGGGGCUCGGAGGCCAGGCUUCCGCAGCGGUGGGCAAGCGUCCGUGCGGCCUGGUUCGGGCCAUGUCCGCGUGAGGACGCCGCUGCUGCUGUCCGCGUCCCACCCCGGCCCCGGCCCGGCCUGCUGCGCACCAUGGGCUCGAUCCUGAGCCGCCGCAUUGCUGGUGUGGAGGACAUUGACAUCCAGGCGAACUCGGCCUAUCGCUACCCACCGAAGUCCGGAAACUACUUUGCUUCGCACUUUUUCAUGGGAGGUGAGAAAUUUGACACCCCCCACCCUGAAGGUUACCUCUUUGGAGAGAACAUGGAUCUGAACUUCCUGGGCAAUCGCCCAGUCCAGUUUCCCUACGUCACCCCUGCCCCCCAUGAGCCGGUGAAGACGCUGAGGAGCCUGGUGAAUAUCCGAAAGGACUCACUCCGGCUCGUGAGGUACAAAGAUGGUGCCGACAGCCCCACCGAGGACAGCGAGAAGCCCCGCGUCCUCUACAGCCUGGAGUUCACCUUUGAUGCUGAUGCCCGGGUGGCCAUCACCAUCUACUGCCAGGCGGCGGAGGAGUUUCUGAACGGGAUGGCUGUGUACAGUCCCAAGAGUCCCGCCCUGCAGUCCGAGACGGUCCACUAUAAGAGGGGGGUGAGCCAGCAGUUCUCCCUGCCCUCCUUCAAGAUCGACUUCUCAGAGUGGAAGGAUGAUGAGUUGAACUUUGACCUAGACCGGGGAGUGUUUCCAGUGGUCAUCCAGGCAGUGGUGGAUGAAGGAGAUGUUGUGGAGGUGACUGGUCAUGCCCACGUGCUCUUGGCCGCCUUCGAAAAGCAUGUCGAUGGCAGCUUCUCUGUGAAGCCGUUAAAGCAGAAGCAAAUUGUGGACCGGGUCAGCUACCUGCUGCAGGAGAUCUAUGGUAUCGAGAACAAGAACAACCAGGAGACAAAGCCCUCAGACGAGGAGAACAGUGACAACAGCAACGAGUGCGUGGUGUGCCUGUCGGACCUGCGGGACACGCUGAUCCUGCCUUGCCGCCACCUGUGCCUGUGCAACUCCUGCGCUGACACGCUGCGCUACCAGGCCAGCAACUGCCCCAUCUGCCGGCUGCCUUUCCGGGCCCUUCUGCAGAUCCGGGCAGUGAGGAAGAAGCCAGGCGCCCUGUCCCCUGUCUCCUUUAGCCCUGUUCUGGCCCAGAGUAUGGACCACGAUGAGCACUCUUGUCCCUUUAAAAAAUCAAAGUCGCACCCCGCCUCACUGGCCAGCAAGAAACCUAAAAGGGAAACUAGCUCUGACAGCAUCCCCCCUGGCUAUGAGCCCAUCUCCCUGCUUGAGGCACUCAACGGCCUUCGAGCUGUCUCCCCAGCCAUCCCUUCGGCCCCCCUUUAUGAAGAGAUCACCUACUCCGGCGUCUCAGACGGCCUGUCCCAGGCCAGCUGUCCUCUUGCUGGGCUUGAUCGCAUCAUGGAGAGCAGCCACCAGAAGGCCAAGCCUCGGAGCAAGUCCCCCGACAGCACUCUGCGGUCCCCAUCAUCCCCCAUCCAUGAAGAGGAUGAGGAGAAGCUCUCCCAGGUCUCGGAUGCCCCUCCCCUGCCAAGCGGGGCCGGGCUGGUGCUGAGCAGCUCCCCAGAGAGUUUCCUCACAGAGGAGAUUGACGAGACUUCGUCACUUAAGCAAGGGAGCCGAGUGCCCUCCAUUGAGAACGUCCUGCAAGAUGGCCGCCCCGAGUCCUGUGGCCGCAGCCAGCCUGCCGACAUCUACCUACCAGCCCGGGGGCCCGACUCCUGCUCUGUUGGUAUAGAGGAGUAAGCUGGAUGGUCCACCUCCAUGAAGACGCCCUGAAGCCUCCUCACCACUGGUCCCACCUGGCCUCCAUUUGGUGGCCCAGUCUUAACCCUGAGGCCACGAUGUUGACCCCACUCUGAGAUCCUGGCCAGGCUGGCAGCAUGGAGCCCUGAGCUCCCCAGACUUUGCCGAUGGGCCACCCGGACUCCAGUGUGACCCCUGGCCUCCUGUCUGCGUGCCCUUCGUAGCCACGACUCCAAGGGGCAGUGCAGCCCUUGAUUAAAGAGCACAUUGGACUGUCCCCUCUGAUGAACCCCCUUUUCUAUGAUCACUGUAUUUGUAAAUGAUACAAGAUGAAGGACAGCCCCUUUCAGCUGUGGGCACUGAGCUCUGGCGUUUCCCCAAAUGCCCUUUUGGCUGAACAGCCGAGGCUGGGGGCUGGCCACCCAUGUGUUCCUGGAUUGGCUUUGCCCAGCCCCUCAGCUGAUAGGGAGCUGACACCCUGAAAACUCAGUGAACUGGUAGGAGAUUUAUUGGUGGGUGAAGUGCUGCCUUCACAGGUGGUAUUAUUGGGGGAUUUGUCGGGAGGAAAGGAAGUGGGGUCUGAGUGACGGUCAAUGAAGGAAACAGUGCCUGUCCCGUAGCCCCAUGUGCGUAUCCUGGCCGGCGCUGCUGCUUUGUGCUGUUUCUUCUUUCCUGCUCAGGCUCUCUGGUGCAGGGUGGAUUCCCACAGCUCACAGCCUUUCCCCACGGCUCUGUCCUGGGCAGCCCAGGCAUCCACAUGUGAAGCCAGGGUCUGGGUCUGGGUCUGGGUCUGCCCAGGGACAGAGGUGCAGGUGCACAGCCUGUUGGCAACAGUUGGUCUAGUGGCCCCUCUCCAAGCCCUACACCUUCUCAGAGGUGGCUUCGCCCACAUUCUCAGUCUCCCUCCAGGUGCAGAGGCUUCCGCUCAGCCCGAAAAGCUGCCUUUCACCAGACCAGGGAGGAACCUGAGCAACUUCUCUGCUCCCUCUUUGCCAUUUAAACAUCACUUUGUGUUUCUCUUUGAUUUGUUCUGUCUGGGGCUCCUGUAGAGACCUGCCUGGGGGAUGAGGCUCCCAUCUGAGGUGAUCUCAUCUUUUUUAUGAACAACAAAACGGCAGAGGGGGUGCUCAGCCCUUCCUGGACAACAAAACGGCAGAGGGAGUGCCCCGCCCUGGUGCAGCUGGGCACGAGCUGCCCCAGCAGGGACCUUGGCUUGGUGGGUGGGUGGAUCUUUGUAGCUCCCCAUGGGGGCUGAUGUUUUUGGGUCUGAGGUUGGGGAGCCAGCUUUAUGAGGAGCUGCCUUGGGAAAAAGUCAUUCUGGGGCGGCCGGCAGCCAUCCAUAGAGCAUCUGCACUGUGGGGGGGUUUGUCCAGUGGGUCUCCUUUCUCCAGUUGGGCCUGUGAGCAGAGUGCUUCCUUAGGCACAGCUCUUGGUCAUGCUCAGGGCACCUGCCUCAGCUGCUUGGCUCUCUGCCUCACCUCCCUCCCGCCCACCGUAUGCUCACGGGUGCACACAUACACAUACACAUGCACACAUACAUAAGCUGGCCAUCUCCUUCCCUUCGCCCCUGUCUCCUGCCAACACCCUGGCCUCUUGCCCUCGGUAUUGGUGCCAGUACUCUGAAGGACGGGAUGCAGACUGCCCUGUCUUGGACUUAUACGUGCUAUCAUUUGAUGUAUUCUGAUUGGCUAGUUUUUGUUCGUUUUUACUGUAUAUUUAUAGUAAUAAAAUCAUGCAGCAAUA